Messenger RNA from Benincasa hispida (wax gourd), 1167 nucleotides. It is a transcript of the gene GLYI8, whose product is annotated as Lactoylglutathione lyase / glyoxalase I family protein. NCBI's taxonomy places the organism in Eukaryota, Viridiplantae, Streptophyta, Magnoliopsida, Cucurbitales, Cucurbitaceae. The record is from RefSeq and is a predicted model, not a curated record.
AUAAAACCCAACGCAAAGCAAUGAAGCGUACGUCGUCGUCUUCUCUGAAAAACCUUCCACGUACUGUAGCACCUCCUUCUUCUUCCAUGGCAUUUGGCACUCUCCUCCCUUCCCCACGUAUCCCUUAUCCGCCGCCAUUUCCCCCCUUUUUCAGACCACCCACCGUCAACACUCUUCUCCACUCCUCUGCUCCAGUUCAACGCCCCCGCUCUGCUAUUCAUGGAACAACAACAGAUCGCAGAUCGGAAUCCCACCGUCGACAAUGAAAUCCAAUCAAAGAACAACGAAGAAUCCCAAGAAACUACAAGAAAACAGGAAGAGGAGCAUCCACUUCCAUUAAUGGCGCUCAAUCACGUCUCCAGAGUAUGCAGAAGCGUCAAGGAUUCCGUCGAUUUCUACACCAAGGUUCUAGGGUUCGUCCUCAUUGAAAGGCCGCAGAGCUUCGAUUUCGAAGGGGCUUGGUUGUUCAACUACGGCGUCGGGAUUCACUUGAUGCAAUCUGAGGAGGAAGAUAAUUUUGGAGUUCGUGGAGGCAAUAAGGAUGAUGAUCAUCUCGAUCCCUUGGACAAUCACAUCUCAUUUCAGUGUGAAGACAUGGAAGCGAUAGAAGAGAGAUUGAAGGUAUUGGGAGUGAAAUACAUGAGGAGGACAUUGGAAGAAGAGGAGAAUGGAGAAUCGAUUGAACAGCUUUUCUUCAACGAUCCCGAUGGAUUCAUGAUCGAGAUCUGCAACUGCGAGAAUAUUAAGGUGGUGCCGACGGGUUCGUCCGGCAGGAUUAAGCUUCCGGCCGGUCGCCAUAACCCUCCAUUGGAAUUGAAUGAUGACAAGAAAUAAUUUGGACAUUUUCGAUUUAGAAGUGUUAUCGGAGAGAAGUAGGGAUAAUUUACAAAUUAACCUAAGGCCACGUUUAAGUAAAUGGUAAUCUGAAAAUUCCCUUUAAGGUAAUUUGAAGUGUGGGUUUCAUUUGAAUUCGAAAUUCGUAAUCAACAAGUAAUCUCAUGUGGAGAUGAGAGUGAACAAUUCAAUUACAUUUGAAAAUAACACUCCAAUUAUAUUUAAUUGAAAAUUAGGUGAGAUCCAUCGGUGUUCUUGAAAGUCAUGUUUGUCUUUACAUAUUGUCAAUUAUUGUUUGUACCGAUUUGGUUGAUCGGUAACGAGCAUUAAAUA